This is a messenger RNA of Drosophila obscura, 875 nucleotides long. RefSeq names its product osteocalcin 2-like. The coding region runs from base 1 to 864 and encodes 287 amino acids. The transcript is spliced from 3 exons. The record is from RefSeq and is a predicted model, not a curated record. Lineage: Eukaryota; Metazoa; Arthropoda; Insecta; Diptera; Drosophilidae.
AUGAUGAUAGCCCGACCCGAGCGCCCAUCUCUAGCCGGUGGGUCGCAUACGUACGCUCGUUGUGCGCUGCCCACUUUCAAUUGCCUGAGCUCUGAGCCUCUGCCUGCGCUGCGCCAUGCCAUGCCACGCCACGCCACUCUGCGCUGCUCUGCUAUGUCGCUGUCUCUGCUUACACCUCCGCCACCGCCUCUGCCUCUGCCUGUCUUUCCCAUUGGCAGUGACAGUGUCUCCUCUGCUCGGGUAUUUAUACAAUUAGCUGGAUAUAAGCUCUACAUAUAUUUGUUUUUAGUGGCUGGAUAUGUGCUGAAUGCUGUGCUGCACUGCUUUGGACAGAGCGGCAGCUAUAAAUUGCCCGAUUCCACGCGGAGUGCCAAUCAGCCGCCGAAUCUAACAGUAUUAUCAGGAACAGGCUCGAUAACGGCUACCUCCUCCAGUUCCACGCCCAUUGCACGCCAAUCAAAGUCCGGCAGCGCCCUCAGUCAGGCCCUCUAUGUGAGCCAUGCCGCCGCAGGCUCCUCUGGUGGUGGCAACGGUGGUGGCAACGGUGCUGCCAGCAGCAGCAGCAGCACAGAGAACAGUGACCUGAUGAUCCGGCUGAGGGAGUCCAUCAAGCAGAAGGAGGAGUUCCUUAAGUCACCGGUGCCCACCACCAUCAGCUCAAGCUCCUCCUCCUCCACCAACACCCCUGGGACCAAUGGCAAUCAGGCACAAUCGUCGCCGGCUCAACAGCAACAACAGAACAGCAGCAGCAAACGCCACAGCAGCAUCAGCAUCAGCAUUUCUUUCCCUCACACACUCCGCCGGGAGUUGCAGCAGGUGCUCCAAUUGCCCCACCGCCACGUGGUCGCCAUCAGGUGCUCAUGAAGCAGCAGCAA